UUUACUAUGCACUUCAUUUCCAUAUUGGAUCUUAAACCAUUCGCAUCAUAGCAAAAUGAAAGUAAUCGCUUUGUUGGUUGUAUUUAUCGUGGCAAUUUUCUCUGUGACAACUGCAGCAUCCUCGGUAUGUACACUAGCACACUCCCAAAUUGGUCAUUGUCGUGCUCGCGUCCCGGCCUGGUCUUUUGAUAAACGAACCAAAGCUUGUGUGCCCUUCACUUACGGUGGUUGUGGCGGCAACAAGAACCGUUUCAAUUCUCAGGCUGCCUGCGAACGACAAUGUAUGAAUGGACCCAAGGGACCGCAAUAAGACCGAAAAAUUGCCUUACAAUGGGCAAAGUCAAAAAUGAUGUAAAUGACACUAAUAAUUAUAUUAAAAUUUUUGAAUUUUAAUAAAAGUCGCGGUUAAUUUGCCUGGUAAAAUUU
Molecule: messenger RNA, 426 nt
Organism: Stomoxys calcitrans (stable fly)
Lineage: Eukaryota; Metazoa; Arthropoda; Insecta; Diptera; Muscidae
Product: PI-stichotoxin-Hcr2n-like
Exons: 2
Coding region: 56-310 (84 amino acids)
Molecular function (GO): serine-type endopeptidase inhibitor activity
Source: RefSeq, a predicted model, not a curated record